This is a messenger RNA of Athalia rosae (coleseed sawfly), 3289 nucleotides long. RefSeq names its product facilitated trehalose transporter Tret1-like. The coding region runs from base 1405 to 2850 and encodes 481 amino acids. Lineage: Eukaryota; Metazoa; Arthropoda; Insecta; Hymenoptera; Athaliidae. Gene Ontology annotation, biological process: carbohydrate transport; transmembrane transport. Gene Ontology annotation, molecular function: sugar transmembrane transporter activity. Gene Ontology annotation, cellular component: membrane. The record is from RefSeq and is a predicted model, not a curated record. The transcript is spliced from 2 exons.
AGAAAAAAAUUUAUGAACGAAUUUAUGAAACUAAUUGCGUCACUUUAAUGUAUAUCCAGCUAAUCGUAUUCUUCUUUUGCGUGGUCUCUUUCGGCAAAUUAAAUUUUCAGUUGUCUUAAGUCAUCAGUUGUCAAGUUAUUGUGAAAAUUUUUCAAACAAUUUGGCGAAUCAUAAAUUGCUACAAGCAAACAUGUCGCAACAUCGACUUAAAUUCCUAUAACAGUAUAACGACAAAGUCAUCUGUGGGUCAUAUCAACUGUAGCGUAGAUCUCUCCGAGCUGCCCACGUGAAAGUGUGUACAUUUCAUAUCAUGUGUAAAUUUCGACUAAUUUGAGUCUCAAAAAUUAGAUAUGCCAAACCGAAUUGAUUGUUAUCUCCACAGUUCGAUGCACUCAUGUAUGCGUUGAUUUUCAUGGGUGCAGACGGUACCUAUAGUUUAUCCAGUCUGAAAUUUUCACCAUUAUCAAAGUUUUUUUUCAUAAACAUUUUCAAGAGGUGGGUCUGACGAGUACAAUAUUUACAGAGAUAGUUUUGAUCAACUUUAGAUCACGAGGGAGGUGUGAAAAAAUAUAUUUCUACGAUUGAAUUUCUCAAUGGAAAAUCUGAGAACUAAUUGCACAGUGCGUUCUUUAAUUGGUUAAACGUUGUUUUUGAAAAAAUUUAAGGAAAGAAAAACUACAUCCCAUGACUAUUUCAAUUUACAUUACUUGAUGAAUAUUUGCAAAUUAAAAACAAAUAUUUAUUCCAACUACCAAUCAUAAGGCAUACCUAUACGGGCUAUUCGAAAUUGAUUAACAAUAAGUAAAUUCUUUAAGGAAUCAUCUAAUAUUGCGUGUAUUUUUAAUCAUGUCGUUUCAUAAUAUAUAAUUUAUGACAUACGCCGGAAAUUUAUCGUACUCUCAACACUCUACAGGUGGCAUUUCAUUUUUAUUUUUUGUAAGCUUGAAUAAUUGAGCCCGUAAAUUAAACCUUGAGCAUCGGGCUGGAAAUAAAUUAAUUUGCCUGUUCACUCAAUAGAGGAAAUUUCGGAAUCUUAUUUACUUUUCAUUUUAUUUGUCUUUAAUUUAACAGCUUGAAUUACAAUAUCAUCGUCUACCGUACAUAUAUUACUAUUUAGAAAACAAUUUCCGAAGACCGAAGAUUUCGCAGUUACGGUAUCGUUAUAACAUCGUUACGAAGUGGCGCGCGUGUAAACGGAAAGGAUUGUUAAUCUGUUCUCACAAUUAGAUUCCCUUUUCAUCCGAGCACGCCAUAAAUAAAAAUUUCGAUAUCAUUGUUAUUCAAUGAUGCGGUUGCGAAGCACAGUUACUUGAAUAUUCCGAAAGAAUUUGAAACCAAAAAUUGGAACGUAGCAAGUUUGGCUUGUUAUAUUUCGGUGUAACCGUAGGCUCCUAAUAACAGAAAAUGGUUCAAAACGGUAAAGAAGAUCCGUCAAAAGGGGACUUGGAAUGUUCAAUCACGGAAGGAAGCAAACUUCAUCAGUACCUCUCAACAGCCAUAGUUGGAUUGACGGCUCUGCAAAUCGGUAUCACGCUAGGAUGGACAUCACCCGUAUUGCCGUUCCUUCUGUCCCAUGAAUCUUUCAUGUCCGUGAGUUUGACGCAAGCUUCGUGGAUCAGUUCUUCGCUUGGAAUCAGUGCGGUAUUUGGUGCGAUUCCAGCUGGAAAAAUAUCCGACAGAAUCGGAAGGCGAUUAGCGAUGAUUAUUUUAUCGAUUCCAUAUUUACUAUCAUGGUUACUCGUGAUCUUCGGGCCCAAUAUCGAAUGUUUGUACGUCGCGAGAUGUCUGGGAGGAAUAUCUUCAGGAGCAAUAGGCGUUUUAGCGCUUAUCUACAUAGGAGAAAUAGCUGAACCGUCAAUUCGAGGUACCCUGGCAUCAUCCUUCGGGAUUCUCAUCGCCUCUGGAACACUCUAUGCUUUUACAGCAGGCGCUUACUUAAGUUACACGAUGUUCGCUGUUUCUUGUGGUAUCCUGGCACUGUCGUUUUUUGUACUCUCGCCAUUUUUGACGGAAUCUCCGAUAUGGCUGGUCAAACAAGGUCGAACGGAAGAUGCUACCGAUUGCCUGCUAAGACUCAGGGGUUCGAAAUGUGACGUCAAAGCAGAAUUGGUUGCUUGUCAAGACGACAUAGCUGAACAAGAAACUAGAAAGGGUGGCUUCAGAGAACUCGUCUCAACUCGAGCUGGCCGAAGAGGGAUAACAACUUCACUUGGCUUAGCUCUUUUUCAACAACUUACCGGUGUCGAUGCCGUCAUCGUUUACACUGUACUAAUAUUCCAGGCUGCAGGUAGUACGAUAGACCCAUUUCUAUCGGCGGUUAUGCUUAGCAUAGUAGAAGUUAUAAUGGAAGUGUGCGCUGGAUUUGUCGUUGACAGAAUUGGCCGUCGCCCGCUGUUAUUUAUUUCCGAACUUGGCAUUAUAAUGAGCUUGUCGACUAUCGGAUGUUAUUUUAAAUUCAAAAGUUCUGGAAUCGAUUUGACAGAUUACGGGUGGGUUCCUCUAGUCUCGUUGAUUCUCUACAUGAUUUCGUAUUCCGUUGGAUUCGGAUGUAUACCCUGGAUAAUGAAUGGCGAAUUAUUUUCAUCUAACACAAAAAGUGUAGCGAAUGCUUGUACCGUUGUAUUGAACUGGAGUAUGGGCGCUUUAGUUAUGAGUAUGUAUACACGGUUGGUAAUUUCCGUAGGUGAAGCUGUAGUAUUUUGGAUAUUUUCUGGUCUCAUGGUGUCAGCUUUUAUCUUUACCAUCUUUGUCGUCCCAGAGACCAAAGGUAAAACUCUCCAAGAAAUACAAUACGAAUUGAGUGGGAAAAAGAAAAAGAUCGAUGAACCUCAGUCACAAAAUGCCCCGUAAAAAAGAACACAAUUGUGGCAGUCGAUUCAGCAGUGUAACCGCAAUCCAUGUGACUCGGCCAUAACGAGUCUAAUUAAUUUGGAAUUAGUGUAAGAUAUGCUGUUGCAGGAUUAUACAAUUGGUAUGGCUGUGAUGUCACAAUAAUUACGCACGUCUAUGUUUUUAUCACUCUGUACAUAUCAUGUCAACUACUGUAUAAAUUUCAAAUAAAUACAAUCAUAUAGCUGUUUUCCGAAAUCCACCGUCACUGCUGCGAUUAUUCCUUCGCUUUCUACCUUUACAAUUUUUUCGAGACGAUGAAAUACAGCUGAAAUCGUGUAAAGCUCAAUCAUUAUCAUUACAAUUAUGAAGCAUGUUACAUAUGUAUAUUUACGUAUAUUGAAAGACCUGUGCAAGGUUGACGUGAUAGAUUAAACUAUUGCUUAUUUUUCGAUUCUAA